GGCAUAAGACAGACAACUUGAUUCACAGUCAACGGUUAACGUCAACUCGCUGGCUUCCAAGAUACUCUUUCAAAAAAUACCAUGUCGUCCUACUCUAUCAGGCAGACAACCACGUCCUCUGGCUCCAUGAAGGGCCUUGGAGGCUUUGGAGGUGGUUCCAGCAGAGUAUCUGGCGUUUACAGGGCACCAAGCAUCCAUGGAGGUAGUGGUGGCCAAAAUGUCUCCAUCUCUUCUACAAGAGUGAUGUCUGGCAUGGGUGGAGGAUAUGGAAGCUGUGGUGUUGAUGCUGGUCUAGGUGGGGGCUACAUGUCUAACUAUGGCGGGGGUUAUGGCUCUGGCUAUGUGUUUGGAGGAGGUGUGGCUGGAGGAGAAGGCCUUAUCUCAGGAAGUGAAAAGUAUACCAUGCAGAAUCUGAACGACCGUUUGGCUGCCUAUCUGGAGAAGGUGCGCUCAUUGGAGAAAGCCAAUGGAGAACUGGAAAUCAAGAUAAGAGAUUGGUACCAGAAGCAGGCGCCCGGUCCAGCCGCUGACUACUCCCAUUACUACAAGACAAUCGAGGAUCUCCGCAACAAGAUUCUUUCUGCUACGAUGGACAACGCGGGUCUUCUUCUGCAGAUUGACAAUGCUAAACUGGCUGCCGAUGACUUCAGAACCAAGUAUGAGACCGAACUUGCCCUUCGUAUGAAUGUUGAGGCUGACAUCAAUGGCCUGCGCAGAGUCCUGGAUGAUUUGACCAUAAACCGAUCUGACCUAGAGAUCCAGAUUGAAAGUCUUAAGGAGGAGCUUGCAUAUCUGAAGAAGAACCACGAAGAAGAAAUGAUUGCUCUACGGGGACAAGCUACUGGCCAGGUGAAUGUGGAAAUGGAUGCUGCACCUUCUUCAGACCUAACAAAGACCUUGGCUGAAAUGAGAAUCCAGUAUGAAAACCUAGCUGAGAAGAACAGGCGAGACGUAGAAGAAUGGUUCUUUAAAAAGACCGAAGAGCUGAACAAAGAAGUUGCCAACAGCAGCGUAAUGAUCCAGAGCAGCAAGACAGAGAUUACAGAUCUGAAACGUACUUUGCAGAGCCUAGAGAUAGAGCUUCAGACCCAACUGAGCAUGAAAGCGGCAUUAGAGGGCUCAUUAGCAGAGACAGAAGGCCGUUAUUGCGUCCAGCUUUCACAGAUCCAAGGCCUAAUCAGUUCGGUGGAGGCACAGCUUGGUGAGCUGCGGUCGGACAUGGAACGCCAGAGUCACGAGUACAAGAUCCUCAUGGACGUGAAGACUCGUCUAGAGCAGGAAAUUGCCACCUACAGACGUCUCCUGGAAGGAGAAGAUGCUCACUUAUCCCAAAAGGAUGGCCCCAAGACCACGCGCCAAGUUCGUACCAUCGUACAGGAAACGGUUAAUGGGAACGUUGUCUCUUCCCGCGAAGACGUUAGGAAGUUGCCCUAUUGAGCGUUGGCUGAAAACCCAGAAUACAAAUAAUCCCUGACUCCCAUAGGGAAGGAAUGAAUGCGGCUAUGGGUUCCAUAGAGCCCCAUAUAUGAUAAUAUAUAGAGAAUAUCUGGGAUUAGUCUAUGUUCCACCCGUGUCUUCUCAGCUUGAUAAACUGUUUUUGCAACUUGAUAUCUUCUUUUAAUAAAUCUCCGAGCUUUUUCAUGCAUUUUA
Messenger RNA from Xenopus tropicalis (tropical clawed frog), 1650 nucleotides. It is a transcript of the gene krt17, whose product is annotated as keratin 17. Gene Ontology annotation, molecular function: structural molecule activity. Bases 82 to 1437 code for a protein of 451 amino acids. The record is from RefSeq and is a predicted model, not a curated record. Gene Ontology annotation, cellular component: intermediate filament. Lineage: Eukaryota; Metazoa; Chordata; Amphibia; Anura; Pipidae. The transcript has 8 exons.